AUGAAAGUGUUCACCUGCGUCUUGGUGAUGUUUGUCGCCAUGGCUGCCUGUACACAGGGCCACUCUAUACAGAAACGUUCCUUGGAUUUACAAGGCUUGAUUCAAACUAAACUCUCGCUGUUGAGUAGUUUAGGUGGAGGCUUGGGCGGUGGCGGAGGUGGUUAUGCCAGUGGUGGCGGCUAUGCUAGCGGUGGAGGAUAUGGUGGCGGCUAUGGCGGUGGUUAUGGUGGCGGUCAUGGCGGCGGUUAUGGUGGAGGUGCCGGUGGCGCCUCAAAGGUCAUAAUUGUUGUUGCUGGCGGCAGUGGAGGCGGCUAUGGCGGUGGCCAUGGAGGCGGCUAUGGUGGCGGCUAUGGCGGUGGUUACGGAGGCGGCCAUGGAGGCGGCUGGAACGGUGGUUGGAAUGACUAA
This is a messenger RNA of Musca vetustissima, 408 nucleotides long. RefSeq lists its product as uncharacterized. NCBI's taxonomy places the organism in Eukaryota, Metazoa, Arthropoda, Insecta, Diptera, Muscidae. Bases 1 to 408 code for a protein of 135 amino acids. The transcript has a single exon. The record is from RefSeq and is a predicted model, not a curated record.